Telopea speciosissima is the source of this 1654-nucleotide messenger RNA. RefSeq names its product jacalin-related lectin 3-like. The annotation marks the transcript as partial. The record is from RefSeq and is a predicted model, not a curated record. Gene Ontology annotation, molecular function: carbohydrate binding. The transcript is spliced from 7 exons. NCBI's taxonomy places the organism in Eukaryota, Viridiplantae, Streptophyta, Magnoliopsida, Proteales, Proteaceae.
CAGAACUUCGAAGGAUACGAGAAGAGCCAGAACCAAAACGUAUCGGUGGGUCCAUGGGGAGGGCAAGAAGGAGCAAGGUGGGACGAUGGUGUGUACAACAGUGUAAGACAGAUGGUGAUAACCCAUGGUGCUGCAAUUGACUCCAUUCAGAUUGAGUAUGAUGAGAAAGGUUGUUCCAUCUGGUCAGACAGGCAUGGUGGAACUGGUGGCUGGAGAACCGACAAGAUCAAGCUUGAUUUUCCACAAGAAUACCUAGUUUCCAUUACUGGUUACUAUGGUUGUUUAACACAAUGGGGUCCCAUUAUAAUUCGAUCACUUUCAUUGGAAAGUAAUAGGAAAAAAUAUGGUCCCUUUGGUACCCAAGAAGGAACACAAUUCUCUUUCUCUAUUACAUCCGGUAAGAUCAUCGCCGGAUUUUAUGGCCGGUCCAGUUCGUAUCUUGACUCAAUCGGAGUUUACUUGAAGCCUCUCCACCAACAAAAUCCAUCCAAACCUCCAUUACCAUCACCCAACAUUGUUGGCUAUACAGUAACCCAAGAAAGUACUGUACAGGAAACCUACGACGUAGUGCUUACCAAUCAGUUCUUCGGUGGUAACGAUUGUAAUCUCAAGGUGCAAGUCCCUUACUAUACUGAGAAAGAAUCCUCUAGAUGGCCUGUGAAGUGUGGACCUUGGGGAGGUGAUGCUGGGAUGACCUUCGACGAUGGAGUCUAUACAGGUGUUCGAGAAGUUCACAUAGUGCGUAAUGGUGGCAUUGUUUACAUUAAAGCUUGUUAUGAUAGAAAUGGGCAAGCCAUUUGGGGGAAUAGAAAUGGUGGAAAGACUGGGCUCAGACUUGAUAAGGUAGUAUUUGAUUAUCCUUCAGAAAUCUUGACCCACAUAAGUGGCUAUUACGGGUCGACUAUCUUCAUGGGACCUACAGUGGUUAAGUCUCUCACAUUUCACACAACAAAAAGGAAGUACGGACCAUUUGGAGAUGAACAAGGGAUUUCCUUCUCUUCAGGCUCCAAACAAGGGAAGAUCGUGGGGUUCCAUGGGAGUAAAGGAUGGUUUGUGGACAGCAUUGGUGUUCAUGUUCUUGAAGGGAAUUUUUUGAUUCCGCGACCUCUCAGCAUUGGUAUUCCUAAGGUAGCUGGACAAGGGCCAUGCAUUGGGGAAGGAAGUAAGCCAUGGGGUGGUGAUGGAGGUCAGCCAUGGGAUGAUGGAGCUUUUUCUGGUGUAAAGCAGAUUUAUUUGAUAAAAGGCGACGCCAUUUGCUCGAUACAGAUCGAGUAUGAUUUGAAUGGACAAUCUAUCUGGUCUUCUAGACAUGGAGGUGGAGGUGGAUACAACACCCACAAAAUGAAAUUUGAAUACCCACAUGAAGUCCUAACUCGCAUCGGUGGUUACUAUGGACCCAACCCAGUUGAUGCGUAUACAAAAGUAAUAAGGUCACUCACUUUUUAUACCACUAGAGCAAGGUAUGGUCCCUUUGGGGAGGAGAUUGGAACCUUUUUCAGUUCUUCAACAGAAGGAAAAGUGGUUGGAUUUCAUGGUAGAAGUGGCUGUUACCUAGAAGCAAUUGGAGUCCAUAUGCAACACAGUUCAGUUGAUCAACAAGGUCUGGUGAAGGCAGUGUUCAACAAAAUCUUUAAUUGAUCUUCAUGAACAUGUG